Molecule: messenger RNA, 1911 nt
Organism: Aspergillus calidoustus
Lineage: Eukaryota; Fungi; Ascomycota; Eurotiomycetes; Eurotiales; Aspergillaceae
Source: the annotation of a GenBank genome assembly
CAUCGUCGUCGUCGUCGUCGUCGGGAAUCGUGUUCAGGAACUCCUGGUUAGAUCGAAUCAACUCCGCCCUGGUAGUGUGAGCAGCCUGCUGUUCGAGGUGAGUCGAGAGAUGCUCUCGAAAAGCUGCCCAGCUAAAGCUUUCGGGGCCGCGUUUCAUCGUGAUUGAGCCGGAGGCAAGACUUAAUGACGAGGAAUGGCGUUGGAGAGACCUCACUUCGGUCAACAUGUCUGUUCAACACGAAUGUAUGCGUGUGCACGGCUCUCUCGCAGAUUCAAAUGCAGAGGGGUAGAGGAAAAAUCUGAGUUGGCAAACGGGAAUCAUCAUAAACCUUGGGGACCCCUUCGAGCUUACCGAGACCGAAAUUUGCCUUGGAUGAUAAGACACCGCCUGCUAAUGGAGCAAGAUUUGUUUUGAGGGGAAUUUGUGUUACUCCCCCGCUCACUAUUUUCCUUUCCUUUCCUCGCCAUCUCACUACAACACCUCAGUCGGGAUUACACAUACAUUCAUCUCUUCACCCCAUUAUCCCCCAGCAUUCGUUCCUGAAGGCCCGCAAAAUGCCUGCUAAGCGAAAAUUUUUCAGCUUGACGGCGUUGAGGAAUCGUCUUUCGACGAAUUUCCGCGAGCAGGCACCUCAUCUUCCGACGCCGAUGAAUGAACGGAAUCAAGAGCUUCUGAGCGCCAUCCCGAACGACGACGAGAAUCUACCUAGCCUUCCUGCUACGAAAAUGACACUCCAAGAUCUUAAGGACAUUUUCAACCUCCACGAGCACAAGACGAGAAACUUCAUGAAAAUCUCCGAGUCUGAUAAGAUCCCCGUACCCCCGGAGCUAGAACGGGAAUUGGAGGAAGAACUAGCAAUGCUUGCCGCUGAUCCUAAAAAUGAGGCCGAAUGUAAAAUAGGUAUCACCAAGCUCUUUCUUGACGCACUGAAGCGCGAACGACGCGCUCUUGCGGCUUCGGCCAAUCCCCCGGAGUACCUCCCAUGCUUUACACUGGAGACAAAUCUGGGACUUGAGGUGUUUUACAAAGGAAGAAAAAUGCUUCUAAACGGCGACAUGGACUAUUCGAUGCUCUACGCCAGAGAUGAGACUUCCGCCGGCUUGGUGAUACUGGAAGCUAAAAGCUUCAGUACAAUGGGUAAAGGACUUGCGCAAUGUCUUACCUAUAUGGCUAUGGUGCAUGCAAUCCGCAUAUCUGAAGGUCGAGAGAACGCGGUUAUUUGGGGAAUUGUCUCCAACAGUCAGGAAUUUCAAUUUCUGCGCAUAGACAACGAUGGAAAGUACGUCCGUUGGCAGCCGGACAGGACCUGGGGGCCAAACACAAAAACCAUAAUUUACACGAUGUUCAGAUUGAUUAUACGGAGUGCAGCAGUGUCUUCGCCGCGCACUUCAACCCAGGCAGUUCGAAGAAUUAGUCCCCACCACCCUCUCACCGCACACCCGGCUAGAUACCACCUCCGGGUCGGUAGCGCUGACGACGAGGAUGAAGAGCAAAUGACUUUUUGAGGACAAAGAUUACGACAUGGGGGUGAACAGCGGAGCUGGCCAUGAGUUUUGCUUCUUUUUCUCUUUCCCGUGCGUGUGGUUUUUCCUUUCUUGAGAACACCUAUUUCCGAAAAGUAUGCCAGAAAGUUGAGGUCGAGCCGGCCCUCGGCGGCUAGGCACUUGUUUUUUAGUUGAGGAUGUUAUCAGUCGAAGUCCAGUUUUCGUUGUCAGAAUAGUCCCCGCAACCGACGCAUCAGUUUUCCGAAAUUCUAUCUUGUGAUGCCUUCAAUCUCCACCUGCCCGGCAUUGGCCGCGGUUGUACUUUCAUUCUUCUCUGUCGCUUUAGCCCAAGUUUGCAUGCUUGAUCCUUGAUACUACUUCAUUGAUGGUCCAAAGCAGGUUGAGGAGCUGUCGCGAAACUGCACC